AACUGAAGCAGCGAUGGGGUUACGGGCGAGUAUCGUUGUCUGUGUGACCAGUUUUCUUCUCGGCCAGCUCUUCACUCACUGGAUUGCCGACGCCCUCACCCUCUGGAAAUCCCCAGUCACUGACGAAAACCUAUGGAUCGCUGCAGCCUAUUACUCUAUUCUCACAAAGGCGCCCGUUGAGAUGUACUACGCCAUGGCUCUCACCGUUCUCACCGGUGCAGUCACUAUCCUCCUCAGCCUCAGAGACGGCGAGGCCGGAAAUCUUAUGUUCGACGGCGGGAGUAUAUUUUUGUUUGGCACCACGAUAGCCAUGUACCUAUACUCUGUGAUACCAGUCGUAUAUUCUAGCUUCACCUCCCUGCCUUCCCACGAACUCACCGACGCCUUCCCUGUCUUCCUCCGCGGCGCUACCCUCGACCUGGCGUCGAGCAACCUCAUCUGCAGCGUCGCCCUCACCGGUGUCCUUGCCCUCCAAGCAGGCAGAUUCUGGGCAGAGACAUACGAUGUCGACACAGAGGUUGCCGCAGAAAGUGACACAGAAGGAACACGCUCUCGUGCAAAAACACCCAUCCCAGUUCCCAAUUAACGAACAAUCAUCUUUUUAAAAUUUUAUGGCACGACUUUGGAUGUAUUAUUGGAGUGCUCUCAUCACUAUAAUAUACGGUGGAUAUCUGCUAUCAUUCCGUCCUUCCUAGAACUCGUUACCCCGAAUGUUUGUUUGUGCCUUGUUUCUGCUUCUCACACGUCGCGUCUAGGCUUGACCAUUAUAGGAUACUACAGCAGUAUUACUUGAAUACAUAAGUA
Molecule: messenger RNA, 804 nt
Organism: Desarmillaria tabescens
Lineage: Eukaryota; Fungi; Basidiomycota; Agaricomycetes; Agaricales; Physalacriaceae
Product: Shr3 amino acid permease chaperone
Exons: 4
Coding region: 14-586 (190 amino acids)
Biological process (GO): endoplasmic reticulum to Golgi vesicle-mediated transport
Cellular component (GO): endoplasmic reticulum membrane
Source: RefSeq, a predicted model, not a curated record